Clunio marinus is the source of this 252-nucleotide messenger RNA. Lineage: Eukaryota; Metazoa; Arthropoda; Insecta; Diptera; Chironomidae. The record is from the annotation of a GenBank genome assembly.
AUGUGUCGUCUUUUUGCACUUAGCUCUGAUCCGGAUGACGACAUAGCGCAACAGAUUCAAGAGGCGGAAGCUAAAGCGCCAGAGGAUCUCACAGAGGAAGACAAAAUGGUGCUGCUCGGGAGACCGAAAAAUGGUGAUAUUAUUCGAGCACAACUACGCAUUAAGGAAUCAAAAGAGUUUAAGUACUUUUUAAAGUCUUUACACAUCAUCACUCUUAAUUCGUGUCAAACAUCAGGAAGCCAAGAUACAUAG